AUCCAGAUUGUUUUCUUUAGAUCCUCUGGCUGGCUUCGCUGCACUCAGAAUUCCUGGUGGUGGACGUAUAUAUUUCACUGUACAAUGGAACCUGAAGCUAAGAGAGCCAAACUUGCUGACGAUGACUCGUCGCCAGUCUGCGUUGCUGCUGCUGCCCUGCCAUCAGGAGAGUGUUCAACGGCAGCCAGUGACGUCGACACCCGUCACAGCAUCGCCGCGUCAUCCUCACCACCGUCAGACUUGACGUGCAGCACAGGAGCGGCAACAACGACGACGGCAGAGGAUGCACCUGCAGCGGUAGCAGCAGCGAGCACGGAGUGUGCGGACAACGCAGCGGAGGCGGCUCCGAAAAGCGAGAAGGUUCAACGUCGGAAAGUGGCUCUGCUGCUCUCCUACUGCGGUGCUCACUACAUGGGCAUGCAGAGGAAUGCCCCGUAUACCACCAUUGAGAGUGAGCUCUUCAAAGGUUUACUGGCUGCUGGCUGCAUUGACCCUGAGGAUGUUGAGGACACAGGACGGAUGCGAUUUCAGCGUGCUUCCAGAACGGACAAGGGUGUCUCCGCUGUCCAUCAAGUCGUAUCUUUCAAGUGUAGAAUGGUGGAAAAUGCAAUUGAGAAAGUCAAUGGUUACCUGCCCAAGGACAUCAAGACAUUUGCCAUUGUCCGUGUUACCAGUGGUUUCAGUUCUUACACCCAAUCAACAGGCCGAGCCUACGAGUACGUUAUGCCUACAUUUGCGCUCGCGCCGAGCCUUUCGAAAUCCGUAUCGAGCUACCGCGUAGACGCCGACCGCAUUGUGCUGGUAAACCGUCUGCUUGAAAUCUACAUCGGUACUCACAACUUUCACAACUUCACAUCUGGAAGACAAUUCAAGGAUCAAAGCUGCAGGCGUGUCAUGCGUAGCUUCGGUGUGAAAGAAGUUCCAUUCGUAGAGGGCAACAUGGAGUUCAUCAUCCUGCGUGUUGUCGGCCAGAGUUUUAUGUUGCAUCAGAUUCGCAAGAUGAUCGGUUUGGUUCUUGCCGUGAUGAAGGGUUGUUGUGAUGAGAGUUGUAUUCAAGAGUCUUGGAAAGAAGCUAGGAUGGACAUUCCCAAAGCACCUGGUCUCGGCCUGCUGCUCGAUGUGGUUCAGUUUCACGGCUAUGAUCGUCGCUAUGGUAACGAUGGUAUUCACAAGCCGCUUGUCUGGACAGAGUAUCAGACUGAAAUCCAGGAGUUCAAACGCGAGCACAUCAUUUCCACCAUCGUGGAAGAGGAACAGAAAACCAAUGGCAUGAUGAAAUGGCUACACACGCUACCCAAACACGAGUACAACAAGUUCACUGGUCACAAGGUUGGACCUCGCGAGGAGCAGGCUGCUGCUGCUGCUGCCGCCGCCGCCACUGACACCACCGAUGUUCCUGCACCUGUGGCAGAUGAAACUCCUGCUGUUGUUGAGGAGGCAGCUGGUACAUCAUCACCUACUGCUGCAGAUGAGAACUAGACGAGAGUGAAGCUGGAGUGUACCAAAGUCCUAUUACAAGGUAGUGGUGAAGGCGGUGUUCUCCUGUUUGUGGACUUGGGACAUGGUACUGAAUGCCAAGUCAGACGUAUCGUUUACAGAGCGUGCUGGGCCGUCUGCACACAGCCAGCACCAGGCGAAUUGUUUCGCCUCUGCGCGUAUUCACGCUGGUGCUCAACUUCACCACCUCUGCAAUACCUUUCCCUGGACUGUGUGUCAGUCGCUGUGACCUAUGAUGUCGCGGUGUCUUGCAUUGUUGGUGAUGACAUCAUUGUUAUAUGUGGCACUGGCAGUGAUGUAAUGCAAUGGCGUCACACUCUGUAUGAUGAUGCUAAUUCCUGCUGUUCAUGAUGUUGUGCAUUGCCAGUGAUCACAGCAGAUCUCGUACUGCUCAUUACAGCUCUGGCAUCAUUGGCGGCAGCUACUUGAGAAACCCAUUCCCAGCUGGCCCGGAGUGCAGGCAGGGGCACUCUUUAACCAAUCCCUUACUUCUGUAUUUCAUUCUCUCAUCCACAUUGAAGUAGAUUACUGGCGCCUAGUUGCACAUGUCUGUCUGUCUGUGUGGGUGCGUGCGUGCGUGCGUGUGUGCAUGUCACUGGUUGUGUGUGCACAUGCGUGUGUGUAAUGCUUGACUGAUGUUUUAGAAUCUUAGUUUCUAAUUUCUAUCAAGAGUAUACUGCACAUACUGCACAUUCUGUGCUUGUGCUGAUCUGCUCAGUAAGAAUGCGUUGUUGUUGUUGUAGUUGUUGUUGUUGUUGUUUCAAAUCUUUAUUCUCACGAUA
Messenger RNA from Sycon ciliatum, 2279 nucleotides. Its product is annotated as pseudouridylate synthase 1 homolog. The coding region runs from base 85 to 1479 and encodes 464 amino acids. Gene Ontology annotation, biological process: tRNA pseudouridine synthesis; mRNA pseudouridine synthesis. The record is from RefSeq and is a predicted model, not a curated record. Gene Ontology annotation, cellular component: nucleus. NCBI's taxonomy places the organism in Eukaryota, Metazoa, Porifera, Calcarea, Leucosolenida, Sycettidae. Gene Ontology annotation, molecular function: pseudouridine synthase activity; RNA binding. The transcript is spliced from 17 exons.